This is a messenger RNA of Monopterus albus (swamp eel), 1345 nucleotides long. RefSeq names its product E74-like factor 3 (ets domain transcription factor, epithelial-specific) (gene elf3). NCBI's taxonomy places the organism in Eukaryota, Metazoa, Chordata, Actinopteri, Synbranchiformes, Synbranchidae. Gene Ontology annotation, biological process: regulation of transcription by RNA polymerase II; cell differentiation. Gene Ontology annotation, cellular component: nucleus. Gene Ontology annotation, molecular function: sequence-specific DNA binding; DNA-binding transcription factor activity, RNA polymerase II-specific. The record is from RefSeq and is a predicted model, not a curated record. The coding region runs from base 104 to 1228 and encodes 374 amino acids. The transcript has 9 exons.
GUGGAAAUUACACAACACACCCUCACACUGCGGAUUUUCUCAGACUAUCAUUCCUUGGCAUCAUAUUCUGCUUGUGCUCAGGAAAAACUCAUUCAGUGCAUCCAUGUCAUCACCGUGCCUCAGUAGUGUUCUGACACAUGCCAACCUCGCCAUGUAUCAGACUAUUGUCCCUGAGGUCGUGGCACAGCAGCCCAGUGCGCUGCACAGCAUCAACUCCCUGCAGAUUAGUAAUCCAGCAUACAUCUCUAACAUCAGUGGUCAGUCGUACAAGCAGAUCACCCCUAACUGCUGGACAGCAGACAAUGUUCUUGAGUGGAUCAGCGACCAAGUAGAGAGCACCAAAUUUGAUGCAAACACCCUGAGUCUGGCCUACUGCACCAUGGAUGGCCCCACCCUCUGCGAGAAGAACGAGGACGAGAUGAUCGAGAUCUUUGGCCCACAGCUUGGCCCACAACUCCACCAGAGUCUGCAGGAAUACAAGACCAAAUAUGAGCUACAGAGCCUCUCAGGACUGGAGCUGAAUGAGACCUGGCAGGUUCUGGACAACUUCCUGAACAGUCUCCCUUUACUCAGCACCCUUAGAUUUGGCCCAGCUGAAGAAACUGAUCGCAAGAAGGAGUUUGACUACAAGGAUGAUUAUUAUCUGACCAGUUUGACCACUGAGCCCACAGGAGACACUGAGUCUGACAGCGAAUACAGCUCUUCAUCAAACUGUAGCAGGUUUGUCUUUUCAAGCAUGGGCUCACCAGAGUCUGGUAGUGGGGAGUCUGACCCAGAGUUCUCCUACCCUCUAAUUUCAAAGGUGCACAUCAAAACUGAGAAAGGAGACUCUCGAGUGAAGCGCCCACGGGGGCGACCUCCCAAACUCAGCAGACAGCACAGCUGCAACAUUUAUCACAGUCCAAAGAAAAACAAACACGCACCUCGUGGCACUCACCUAUGGGAGUUCAUAAGGGACAUUCUGAUCAACCCAGAGAGGAACCAGGGCCUUAUGAAGUGGGAGGACCGGCACGAGGGUGUCUUUAAGUUCUUAAAGUCCGAGGCUGUGGCCCAGAUGUGGGGCCAGAAGAAGAAGAACAGCAGCAUGACAUACGAGAAACUUAGUCGGGCCAUGAGGUAUUACUAUAAGAGGGAGAUCCUGGAGCGAGUUGAUGGCCGGAGGCUGGUAUACAAAUUUGGAAAGAACUCCAGUGGGUGGAAGAUUGAGGAGAUUGGCAUGGGCAUGUGAAGCAUCAGUCAUAGAGUGGGUAGAGCAAAGGAGCUAAUUAGUUAGCAGUGAGCCUAUGUUUACCAAGUGUCUCAGAAUCUGUCCUAGAAUCUGUGAUGAAAUUUAACUAAGGAAUAA